GGCCGUAAGGGUAGUACACCUGUCAUAUGGAAAGGGAUUAGAGGGGAGACCUUACCCGAGGAGAAGGGCGGUUGGCGUGUCAUAGCUCCCAGUGCUCUACCCUUUGAUGGCACGUCUCAAGUGCCCAAAGAGGCCAAUGAGAUAGACAUCGAAGUACUACAGCAAGCGUUCGUAGCGUCGGCUAAACGUGCGGUUAGGGCUGGCUUUGAGGUAAUAGAGCUGCACUACGCCCACGGCUACCUGGGCAGCACAUGGCUGUCCCCACAUUCAAACAAAAGGACCGACAGAUAUGGCGGUUCACUGGAAAAUCGGAUGCGCUUUGGGUUAGAGACGGCACACAGAGUGCGGAAAGUCAUCCCUAAAGAGACCCCACUUUUUGUGCGCAUUUCGGUCACGGAUUACGCGGAC
Molecule: messenger RNA, 408 nt
Organism: Oppiella nova
Lineage: Eukaryota; Metazoa; Arthropoda; Arachnida; Sarcoptiformes; Oppiidae
Source: the annotation of a GenBank genome assembly